UAUGACGUUAUAAGCAUUGACCAAUUAGACGCACGUUCUUUGCACUGACGCCCAAUCAAACGGGAGGACAAUUCCGGCACGAGUGACGUAUUAGAGGUAGCAUGCCUGUCUGUCGCUGUAGGUGCUACAGUGUAGGAUGUUGAGGCUCCUCGGAAGAAUCUUUACGUCUGUACGAAUACGAAACAACGCGAACGUUUCCGCUGGACCCCAGAAUCUCACUUACGCAAACUACCUCUGUACUAACUUUGCACUGAAGCCGCAAAUGGAGUCCAACCUGUACCGGGCGCCCCCACAGGUCCGCGGUAUGACUCUUCUUGACAAAGAGGCCUUCGCGCAAACCGUCACGGUCCCAGCUCUACGGGUGCCCACGCGGUUCCUCAACAAAGUGAUGAAGAGCCUAAAAAAGUCUACCAUCCAGCGCCCUGGGGUGCCAAGAGUGGUCCAGGACAAUGAGGAGAGUCCUGACUUUAGGCUGGUGCUGUUAGAUCCUCACAGAGUGUCCUCAUUGAGUUCCUUUACUGAGGAUGAAGCAGAAGCGCUGAGGUCAUUUGAUGUUUGUCAGGAGCUGCAGCAUUAUGAGCUGAGAUUGACCUACAACAACCUGAAAAGUGAGGAGGUGCUGGAGGCUGUCCUACCUCAGGGACAGGAUGUGACAUCUGCGUUCAGCCGAGUGGGACACAUCGCACACAUGAACCUCAGGGACCACCAGCUCCCAUACAGGAACCUCAUUGGUAGAGUGAUCAUGGACAAGAACCCGGGUGUCACAUGUGUGGUCAAUAAGACAAAUGUUAUCGACUCAACGUAUCGUAACUUCAAGAUGGAGGUACUGGCUGGAGAGGAGAACAUGGUCGCCAAAGUGAAAGAGAACGGGAUGACGUACGAGUUUGACUUCUCUCGCGUGUACUGGAAUCCGAGGCUGAGCACAGAGCACCAGCGCGUGGUAGAGCUCGUCAAGAGCGGCGACACCGUGUUUGAUGUCUUCGCAGGCGUGGGACCCUUUGCGAUCCCAGCGGCCCGCUUGGGGGCCACUGUGUUUGCCAACGACCUCAACCCGGAGUCCUACAGGUGGUUGCAACACAACAGCAGGGUGAACAAGGUGGAAGGCAAAGUGAAAACCUUCAACCUGGAUGGCCGAGCGUUCAUCCGAGGUCCGCUCAAGCAAGAACUUCUCGGACUGUUGAAAGGAAAAGGCGCCACGCACGUGGUCAUGAACCUGCCUGCUUUGGCUCUGGAGUUCUUGGAUGCCUAUAGAGGCCUUCUGCACCAGGAGGCUCCCUGCGACGACAACCUCCCCACAGUACAUUGCUACGGCUUCUCCAAAGACGACAACCCAGAGAGGGACAUGAUGGAGAGGGCGUCUCUUACCCUGGGUUUCCCUUUGGAGGACCGCUGCUCGGUACAUUUUGUCCGCAAUGUGGCGCCCAACAAAGAUAUGAUGUGUGUGAGCUUCACCCUCCCUAAAGACGUCCUCUUCGGCCAGCAUGAAGAACAGACAGAAUCUUCAGAGGAACCAACCCCGAAGCGGCAGAAGUGCAAAACAGCAGAAGAAUCAUGAAAGAGAAUUCAAUCACAGCUUGAUGUCAAUGUAAAUGGCAACUUGAGGAAAUGUUUUAGUUAAAAAUGUUUUUUGUUU
Molecule: messenger RNA, 1633 nt
Organism: Syngnathoides biaculeatus (alligator pipefish)
Lineage: Eukaryota; Metazoa; Chordata; Actinopteri; Syngnathiformes; Syngnathidae
Gene: trmt5
Product: tRNA methyltransferase 5
Exons: 5
Coding region: 137-1555 (472 amino acids)
Biological process (GO): tRNA N1-guanine methylation; mitochondrial tRNA methylation
Cellular component (GO): cytoplasm; mitochondrial matrix
Source: RefSeq, a predicted model, not a curated record